AUGUACUUCACCGACGACCAACUGUCCAACGAUCCAGAGCUGCGUCCCAAGGUCUGGCGUUCGAAAACCACCUUCGAGCACGAACGUCUCCUUCUCCUCAACGCAUUGGCCAGUAUCCUGCACGAAACAGCUGCACCUCCUACGACCAUGGUGCCCUCAUCCACCGCUGUCUCUUUGGUGUCCUCAUACUCCAACUCUCUGACUUCUACCACUCCAACAACCAUCGCUGUCGACUCUGACAAGACACCUCGUCCUACUUCCACAAUCUUCCCCGGCGCCUUCGCUUCAUCCAUCGCCUCAACUCCUCGCAGUGUCUCUUCAUUCUUCAACUUGCCUUUUGGCUCUUCCUCUCGCACCUCUGUCAAUAAUGCUUCUCCUGGUCUUGCACCUCACACACCCAUCGUCUUUUCCUCGCCCCAAACCGGUACUUUUGCCUUUGAGACUGCAAAUCCUUCUCCCACCAAAGUGGACUCGGUGAUGGGUAGUCCUAUCCGUUUUUCUNNUUCUCCCAGCAUCUUCAAGCGCAAAAACAAGAAAGUUGUCAAGAAGAUUACUGAGGAUGAGAAUGUUGCUGGCGCCACUAUCGAGGAAGAAAACAUUUUCUCGUACUUCAAGGCUGCUGCUGGCACCAACGACUCUGGAAACCAUACCAACAACUCUGACCGCGAAAUCAACAACUCUGAAAAUGAUGUCACCGACAACGAAAGCAAUAUCUGCAACGACGACAGCGAUAAAGAGACCGUCAAGGGUGUUUCCAGCAGCAGUAGCUUGGACAAACAGGGCAAAGAGUAUGUCGUCGAGGCUCUUGGUCUCGGUGCUGUCGCCGAACCUCAAUCUCUUGAGCAUCAGUUCCGCUUUGUCAAGAAGCAGAUCGAGACGGCCAGGGAGAAGUUCCUGUGCAGCAAGUUGUGA
Aureobasidium uvarum is the source of this 912-nucleotide messenger RNA. The record is from the annotation of a GenBank genome assembly. NCBI's taxonomy places the organism in Eukaryota, Fungi, Ascomycota, Dothideomycetes, Dothideales, Saccotheciaceae.